AUGGGUUUACUUGAUGACAACUAUCCAGGGGCCCUACAACGUUUCAAGGCCUUCGUCAGAAAACUUUGCGUUAAUAAAAAACUUCUGGAGUAUGACAACGCGCUUAAGUGGAAUGUGCUCUCAAGUGGAAUAGCCGAACAAGCACCGUACCCAAUCGAAGGCGAACGUGUGUUUUACAUGCCUCGCCGUCCAGUCUACAGGGAAGACAAAGAAACAACGAAAUUGCGUAUCGUUUUUGAUGCGUCAGCUCAUGACUCUAAUCAAUAUUCGCUUAACCAACAACUUGAAGUGGGCAAUAAUCUGUUACCUGAUAUUAUAACGAUUCUACUAAAUUUCAGAAUUGGUAAGAUUGCAUUAACAACAGAUAUAAGGUCCGUUCCACACUCAGUUUGCAACUGCCGAAUUUAG
Molecule: messenger RNA, 408 nt
Organism: Episyrphus balteatus (marmalade hoverfly)
Lineage: Eukaryota; Metazoa; Arthropoda; Insecta; Diptera; Syrphidae
Exons: 1
Coding region: 1-408 (135 amino acids)
Source: RefSeq, a predicted model, not a curated record